AUUUGUACGUGAACGUCGAACGUCGCGAAGUGUGCAAGAACGAGAUCCUCCGACGGCUGCACAGCCCGAAAAACGAAACCCGAUAACCGAUUAAUCAUCAAUUUUCCCACUUGUGUGUGAUUGUUGUUAAAAAAUUUCCACAGCAUAAAUAUUUAUUUGUGAAUCUGCAGUGUUAUGUGCGAAAUUGAUUAAAGUAAGCAGAGCAAUUGUUUAUUAAGUAGAAACAUCAAUGUGCGCCGAAUGGGCCUGUGAAAAAUGAGGAAUUGAAUAUGGCCAAUACAUAAAAUCCACCACAAAAAAUAAUGCUGACUGGCUGACUGACACCCUGCUCUCGACAAUACCGCAAACAAACGAUCAUAAUCGAGUCAUUCAUUUUUAAGUGCAUAAAAUAGCCGCUCAGUAAUAUUUGUUGUUGCUGCGGCUGCUGCUAUUCUGACAAAUACAUAACAGUGUUGCCAACUUGUUUGUGCUUCCUCAAAUAAUAUAGAAAGAGAGGGAGAGAGAGAGAAAAAAUACAAACGUCAGCUUGCAACAAAAAACCAAACUAAAUCAAAACAAAACAUUGAAAAAAGUGUCUGCUGUAGCCUACCAAAUUUUGGGGAUUACGACAGCAGCUCUCCCGAAUACAUUUCUUUUUUGGUGGAUUACAUUAACAAUUUGUAAAACUGGCGGAGGAGACGGCAGAAAAUUCCAACAUGAGUUGGGGUAUUGAAUUAUGGGAUCAGUACGACAAUUUAGCCAUACACACAAACAAAGGCAUUGAAUUCUUGGACAAAUAUGCAAAUUUUAUACGUGACCGUUUAGCGAUAGAAACAGAAUAUGCCGCCAAAUUGAGGCGUUUAGUGAAAAAUUAUCAGCCCAAGAAAAAAGAAGAAGAAGAUAAUGAAUUCACAUCAUGGCAAGCUUUCCGCAAAGUUCUCAAUGAAAUCAGUGACUUGGCUGGACAACGGGAAGUUGUGGCUGAAUCCCUGCAAUUACAAAUCAUACAAGGCAUUUCAUUGCUCUCCAAAACCCUAAGGGAAGAACGAAAAAAAUGUCUUUCCAACGGUACCAUUUUACAUCAAAACCUCACCACACAACUGGCGGCAUUGGAACGGGCUAAACGUAACUAUGAGAAAGCUUAUCGUGAUUCGGAAAAGGCCGUUGAAAAUUACAAAAAGGCUGAUAUGGACUUGAAUCUGAGUCGAGCCGAGGUGGAACGUUACAAGAAUAUUAUGACGGCAAAGAUACAACAGUCAGACGAUGCCAAGAACGAGUAUGCCAAUCAAUUACAGAAAUCAAAUAAUCUGCAGCAACAGCAUUAUCAUGAACUAUUACCGGAGGUAUUUAAUCGACUGCAAGAAUUGGAUGAAAAGAGAACCCGUGGCAUUAGAGAAUUCAUUAUUAGUGCCGCCGAUGUAGAGUCCUCUGUAGCACCCAUCAUUGCCCGGUGUCUUGAGGGCAUGGUAAAGGCCGGCGAAUCAAUUAAUGAAAAAGAAGAUUCAUAUAAAGUUAUCGAAAGAUAUCAAUCUGGUUUCACACCACCAGGCGAUAUACCUUUUGAGGAUCUUUCCAAAAUGGACACUCUUGAUACAUCCCAAGAGUCCCACUAUAAUCAUGUACAGUCCAGUCAUUUAACCGUUAAGGGUACCAUAAGUGCUAAUAAAAUUAAGAAACGUGUGGGGAUUUUCAACAUCUUUGGCAGUAAUAAGAACUCCCUAACUGCGGACGGACAAAAGGAAGAUUUCAGUGAUCUGCCACCCAAUCAACGACGCAAAAAACUCCAAGCCAAAAUUGCCGAACUGCAACAGAAGAUCCAGCAAGAGACGGCGGCCCGCGAUGGCCUGAUGAAAAUGAAAGUCGUCUAUGAGGCCAAUUCAUCGCUGGGCAAUCCCAUGACCGUUGAGGGCCAGCUCAAUGAAUCCGAACAUAAAUUGGAAAAACUAAAAAUGGAUUUGAAAAAAUAUCAAGGUUAUUUGGAGAAAGCCAAUCAAAUACCCAUUGCCAAUAAUAGCCCGCAAGCCAAUCGCACUCACAGUAUGAACAAUGGCCAUCGAUCGUCAAGGCAUUCCAAUGGUAGCACCGAGGACAACAAUUUCGAUGGCGAUUUCCAUCCAGACGAUGCUGGUAGUUUAAGCAGGUCAGAUUCUGAGGAUAAUGUGGCGCAAAUUCAAAAUGGCCAUAAUAAUAACAAUAACGGCAGUUCGGCAAGUCCUGAAAGUGGAUUGGGUACAUCACACACCUCGUUACCGGGAUCCGGUCAUGGUAGUACCCAUGAAAAUGCAAUUGGUGAGGAUGCCUAUUAUGAAACAGAAAUGGAACCCCUACAGCCGCUGGGAACGUGUCGAGCUUUAUAUCCCUUCGAAGCCACAAGUGAGGGUAGCAUACCCAUGAAUGAGGGCGAAGAACUACAAGUGAUUGAAAUUGAUCAGGGUGAUGGUUGGACGCGUGUGCGUCGCAUUAACAACACAAACGGCUGGGAUGAAGGUUUCGUGCCCACAAGUUAUAUUGAAUGUACACUAUAUGCUUAAGUCCCCAACCACCACACACCACACAGUCUAUCUAAAGAAACAAAAGAAAACAAACAUUAACUACUAAUUUGCUAAAUGCGACAAAAAAUAUAAAUACAUAUACAAAUUAAACAUAAAAGAAAAAAAGAAAAAAAUUCAACAACAAACUUACUAUAACCGGAUGAAAAUUAUAAUUUGAGUAAAGCCAGAAAAAAAUGAAACAAAAAAUCAACAAUUUUCCGUUUUAUUUUAUCAUUAUCAUUCAACCAUAUAAUGUAUUCUUUUUUUAGUUUUGCAGUUAUUUUUUUUUUUUUAUUAUUAUUAUAAUUAUUUUUAUUUUAAUUAAUUACAAAGAAAUAGUUUGUACCACGAAAAAAAAACAAUAUUAAUAGACUUUGUUUAUUUUUUAAAUAUAUAAAUAAAUAUAAAUAUUAUUUUACAUGUCUAUGAUGUAAACAUAAAAAAUAGAACUAUAAAUAAUAAUAAUUUUUACGCGCUUAAGUUGUAUAUUUUUAAAAUUGUUUUUUUUUUUUCUUUUUCUAAAUAAUUUAAUUUUUGGUGUUUUCCAAAAAAAAAAAAAAAAAAAAAUGCAAAGAAAAUAUGCUUAAUUUCCAUGACCAAAAUUGGCGGUGUUCAUCUUCUUCCUCUCUUUAAAACAAAUGCAAUUUUUGCAGUAUUUAUUGUUUCUUUUGUGUAAAGCAUUAAAAUUUUGCUCCUCCCUAACAACCGACAUAUAUGAAUUUAACAAACAGUGGUUUAUUAAAUAAUAUCAGAAGUGUAUUUUUGUUGAGUUUAAAAACCUUUGCAAAAUAUAUAUUUUGCAGUUUUCAAUUCGAAAGGACUGGAAUAGUAUAAAAUUGUUCACUACCUUUUAGUAAAAUAUAAAAAAACAUCAAUCCUCCCGCUUUCAUAAAUGGAUGUGAAUUUUUUUAUAUAUUUAUCUGUUAGGAUCAAUGCCAGACAAUUUUUAUAUUGGGAUUAUCCCAUAUCCUUCUUAACAAACGUUCAUCAACAUUUGCGUAUAAUGCUCCCAAAAAUGCUAUGAUUUGCAUCGAAAAAAAUUGAACGAAAAUUCAAGGGCCAAAUUCUUGAAUGUGAUAUUGAGAAAAAUUUUAAUCGGAAUGAAUUUGUAUAUGCCCAAUCAUAGAUUGACAAAAAUUGAAAUGUUGAUAAAAAACAACUAAUGUUUAGCUUCAUUAUUUGAAAUUUAGAUCUUUCGGCCGAAUUUUUUAUUUUUAAUUAAAAUAGAAUUUAUAUAUGAAUUUCCUGUUUUUUUAUGAAGAUUCGAAAGUGAACUCGCCAAAACAAUAUAUUCCUUGUGUAUUUUUUUAAUUUUGAAUUUUUAUUUAAUUAAAAGUAAUAUUCCUGGGGCUGUAUUCUUGUUCUAUGAAAAUAUGAAAUUAAAAAUAUUUCCUUUAUAAAUUUUUUAAAAUUAAAUUUAAAUUUAAAUAAAAUUAAAAUUUAAAAUUAUUUUAUAUUUUACAUUUUCAUAGAACAAGAAUCCAGCACCAGGAAUAUUAUUUUUAAUUAGAUAAAAUUUAAAAUUAAAAAAAAAAUAUAUCCUUGUGUAGGUUGUUUUUUUGUCGAGAAUUGAGGCCAUGGAGUUGUUUUUUUUUCUUUCGAAUUCACUUUCGUAUUCUCAUACAAAAAAGGAACUAAAAUUAAUUUCAAUCGAAAUGUUUUCGAUAUCGAAUACAAAAAUUGAUUCCUGGAUUUGUAAAUACUUUCCCUGUUUUUAUGUAUGAAGUUUGUGUCUAGAAAGUAUGACUGAAAAUUUCAUAGCUUUAUAAGUUUUUUUCAUGGACAAGUUCCAUGCUAAUCUAAAUUAUAAUCGUUUCGGACAAAUUCGAACAAAAAACGUUGAAAAAUAUAAUUUAUAGUCCGAAUUUUUAUGCAGCCGAUUCUAUUUAAAAAAGUGAAAAUUAUUUCUGAUAAAUUUGUCAUCUCAAAUAAGUUUGAAAAUGCCUAUAUAGGAGAGUAUAUGGAAGAUAUUAGUUAAAGAUAAAUACCUGUGUAAUCGAGAGAAACGACCCUUUGUCUUGAAGCAACAUUUCAACAAAAUUUCAAAUCAAAAAUGCAAUCUUUAAAUGUUUGACCUUAAAGCCAGAAUCAUCGAAUAUGCUGUAAAGCACAAGAACUAUAAGCCAUAAUUUUUUAUUAUGAACACUAUUUGGAACUUUUGCCCGUUUUGCAAACAUUCCGAUUCCCAUUUUUUUAAAUUGAUUUAAUUCAAAAAGAAUAUGUAAGAUUGCAUUUAAUUUGAUUUAAUACUUUAGUGAUAUUCAUUUAUUUUCAUUGCUGAUCAGGUGUAAAUUCUUUAAAAUUUUUGAGAAAAAAUUUCUUAAAGUAAUUUUUCGGUUUAAUAAAAUUUAUAAAAUUGACUAGUUUUCCAUGAUUUAUGCCAUUUUUUUUUGUGUAGAAAUUCUAGUCUGCAAUGGCAGAUAAAUUGAAGAUGGAUUAACAAGUGUUUUUUUUUUUUUUUUUUUGAUUUUGGUUCGUGUUUUGUCUUUGUGGUCAACUGUCUCAAUUUAAAGUCAAAAAAGUGCAAACAAAUUUUGACAUUAAAUUUGUUUUGAAAAUUUUACAGGAUCGCCUUAUUAUUGCGUCAUGGUUCUAAGCUCCUAAGGUCGUAUAAAAGAAGACUCAGAUUAUUGCAAAUAAUUGAACUUCGAAUUCAUGAGGAACUUUUAACUGAUUCUUCUCAAUGAUUCAUUCUUUUAGUUAAAAUUUCAAGAAAAUGAACCUGAAUUAGGUUUUUUUUUUAAAUUUGGUUCAGAUUUUGUCAUUGUGGCAAAAUUAUUGCCCGGUUUGAAAGCUUAUCCACAUUUAUAGAAUCACCUUGUUAUGAGCUCCCAAGCGCGGAGAAAAAAUCUGAAUAAUGCAAAUAAUUGAACUUCGGAUUCAUGUGGAAUUUUUAAUUUGCCCUUCCUCUUCUCAAUCACUCUUUCUUUUAGUUGCAAUUUCAAGGACUUGAACCCUAAUUGUAUCGAGGAAUAUUCCCUAAUUUAAUGAUAAUGAGAUAGCAUGUUACUACAACAGUCAUAGACUAAAGAAUGUAUAGAGAAAGGAAUGUUUGUUUUCAGCACGUUUUUGCAUAGUCAAUAUACUGAUUCAGCCCGUGGGCCAACUCGACCUCGAAAACACAUUUUUUCGUUUUUUUAGCGAUUGGACUUGAUUGAUUUGACUACUUUUUGUUAUGGACUAGGUUCCAACUGAAAAAUAUCCUAAUGUUUUUGAUAUUUUUGACUUUUUAAAUUUGAGUGACUUCAAUAUUUUCCCUCCUACCGAUCCAAAUUUUGCCAGGAUAAGCGGUAAGAGCAUUCCGUCGUCUAUAUAUUCAUUGAAUAUAAAUACUUUCUAUUUCAUAUUUGUUUCUACUCAAAACCCUUACAUAAACCACUGGUCUUUAAUACAGGAUUCUAUUUUUAUUUUCGAUAUAUUUCAUUUUUCGUUAUUUCCCUCUUUUAUUUAUUUUUCUUUUCUUAUUUUUGAUUUCUUUUCACAUAUACACUAAGUUCUAUUGUCUAUGAAACAUAAAUAACAAGAAAACAGGAAGAAAAUAUUUGUGAAAUAAAAAGCAAAACUGAAAAGCUUUCAUCAAAGAAAAGAACAAAAUGUAACGUUUCAAUCUACACCCACUCUCUCUCUCUUUCUCUUUAACUAACUAAUGCAUAUAUCAAUAUUGACCUGAAACUAUAUAGAAUCAAUCCACACAUAGAAAUUAAAAAAAAACGUUUUACAAAAUAAAAACUGUGCACAAGAGAACUUUAACCAAAACAAAUCAAACUAAAAGAAGAUAAUAUUGAAAGAAAUAAUGAAAAAAAAAAAAAAAUAAACAGUAACACAAAUUUUUAAAAUAUACAAUAUAAAAUGAAUCAAAAACAUACUUCUGUAAGGUAAUAAAUUUUAGAUUAUGUUUUUCCUGUUUCUUUGCCUAAAUUUAUAUCGAUUUUGUAAAAUCAGUACUGGGACUGGAUUCUGAUUCCAUGAAAAUAUGAAGUGAAUUUCCUUUAUGUGGCGUUUCCACUGCACUUGAUUCGCACUCUAUUCGUUGUUUGACCCUUAACUAUGAAAAAACUACUUAAUUCUUCACACAAAAUUUCCUGAGCGAACACUCAUAUUUGUACAUUGUUCAAAUAAAAUCACUCUCAGAACAACGAAAAAAUAUGUCCCAUCCCUAACAAAUGAGAGCAUUUAUCGAAAAAAUUAAUUAUGACAUUUAAAAAUUGAAAAUAGAAAAAUUUAAUGAAAUUUUGAAAAAUUUUGGGAAGACUGAAAUUUAUGAAUGAAAACUACAAUGUAGAAUAGCGUAUGUACAUUCAAACGAAAGUAAAUUUUGUUUUCUCUCUCAUCCGAGGUACGCAUUUUGUCCACAAGUUGAAAUUACCACAGAAAACAGGAAACAAAAGAGGUAAUAUUUUCAAAAUAUUUGUAUCGGCAGAAAAAAUGUUUGACAAGUGUCUCUCCAGCAGAAUUUAAAAAUAGAAAAAUACAAAAAUAUGUUCAAAAUGUCAACAUUUACACAACAAGUUGGAAACGUGAAUGAAAAUUAUAAAAUUAAUGUUUUAAUAAAUCUUUGGGAGAAAAAUAAUCAUUUCUUCUAUCCAUAUUAGUGAGAAUUUAAUGUAUUUUAGUAUAAAUUCCCAUUAAAAUCAACAAACAAAAUUUUGAAAAAAAGGAAUUAUUUUACUAUGAAUUACGAAUCGUGCCGUAUGAACGGGUUAAUUCGUGUACAUAAUUCUGAGAGCGAACAACGUUGUUCGGUUUCCAAUGGAAACAUGCUAUUACAAAGUUUUCAUUUGAUAUUUUUUUUUCCUUAAUAAAAGGUUUCAUUUCACAUUUUCAUGGAACAAAAAUUAAACCCCUGCUCUGUUCCAAGAACCAACUAGUUUUUAUAAGUUUUUCAAUAUCAUAAGGAAGGAAGGAAGGAAGAAAGGGAUAUCGUAGUAAAUUUUUUUGAUUCCGGCAGGUUUUGGAACAGAGCGUAUAUAAAAUGCGUACAUUUAUGGCUUUAGUUUGACAAUAGCCACUGCCAGUCAUGCAGAAAUUUUUAGAAACAUUUUGAUAUUGUAAAUUGCUGAACAGCUGAUCCUUAAAAAAAUCAAUUCCAUAAAAUCUAUUAUUAUACCCUCCACCAUAAUAAGGAGGUUAUAUCAUGUUUGUCAUUUCGUUUGUAACACCUCGAAAUAUACAUUUUAGACCCCACACAGUAUAUAUAUAUUCUUGAUCAGCAUAAAAUUCUAUGUCGAAUUAGCGAUGUCCGUCCGUCUGUGGAAAUCACUCUAGCUUCCGAACGAAUUGAAGUAGAUUGAAGUAGAUUUGAGUAAAUUUUACUCAAAUGUAUAUUAUGUCUGCAGGACUUUUGAUAUUGAAAAUGGGUCAUGUAGGUCCACGUCUUCAUAUAGCCCCCUUGUAACGGUACCUCCCGAUAUGCGGUAUUUUGAUGCUUCUAGCGACAUUUUUUACCGAAAUUGUUUCAAAAUCAAUACUUAAAGUUCGUAAUAGAUGCUACGGCUUAAGACAGAAAAUGGCCCAUGUAGGUCCACGCCUUCGUAUAGCCACCAUAUAAUGGUACCUCCCGAUAUUCGGUACUUUGUUGAUUUUAGCGACAUUAAUCACUGGAGUUCUUUCAAAUUUGGUAUUUGAUGUUCGAAAUGGAUGUUAGAGCCUAUGACAGAAAUUGUCUAUGCAGGUCCAGGUCUUCGUAUAGCCGCCAUAUAACGGUAUCUCCUGAUAUUCGGUAUUUUGAUGAUUUAAGCGACAUUAUUCACCGAUUUUUUUUUAAGUUUCGCAUUUGUUACCUAUGCAGGUCCAUGUCGUCGUUUAGACCCUAAUGUAAUAGAUAUAUUCAGAAUUUUUAAGUUUUUAACAGAAUUUUUAACGGUUUUUAUUUAUUUAUUUUUUUUUUUUUUUGAGAAUUGCCAAAUUCGUUCCAAAUGGUGAAGGGUGUUAAAAGUUCGGCCCGGCCGAACUUACAGCUUUUUUUACUUGUUUAUUAUAUAGUUCUUUAUAUUUUGCCGAAGAAGGGAAAUGUACUCUUACAAUUUUUAUAAAUUUUUAAUAAAAAGGCCAUGGACUUCAUCAUCCAAAUUUCAAUUCCAUUUAGUAAGGAUAUCUUGGAAGUUUGAUAAAAAAGUGAUCUUUGAACAAAUGCCUAGUGAAGAAUUUGUUCAAAUCCAUCACUUAACUAAAUCCAAAUACAAUAGUUGCUAUUUUCAAAAAAGUCAUGUAUUACAAAAACUAAGUCCUUUGCUAUUUCUUGAAAGACGAUUGGCUUUUGUAGUGAUUUCUAUGUUUUUAUUUUCAAUUUUUAACCAGACCCCUUUAAUACAAUUUCAAAUAUAUUUCUCCCAAAAAUGUAUAAAACGUGUGUUGUGUUUUUUAAGUAUAUUUUUCUUUGCUUUGAUAUAACUUUUUUUUUAAAUAGCCCUCCUUUGUUUGUGUGUAAUGUAUGUAGUUAAGUUUAAAAUUACAAAAAUAUAUAUUAAGUUUUAAGUCAUUGAUUUGCAAAAAAAACCAUUAGUCUUUGUUGUUUGACUUUAAAAAAAUAAGAAAAAAAAAUCGAUAACAACAAAACACCUUAUACUAGUUUCUAGUUAUAAUUUGAUAUCUAAUGCUAAUGCUAAAAAUAUAUUAAAUUUUGAUAUGCUUAAAAUUUAAUCUAAAACAAACGCCAACAAAUUAAUUUUAAAACUAUUUCUUUUCCAAAAAAAAUGAAAGAAAAAAGAAAACUAAAAUUAUGAAGAGAAAAAAAUUCCCCUCCCAAUGCUUAGCUGGAUACUGGCAUUUCGUUUUAUUAAUUAGCUUAAUUAUUUCGCAAUUUUUAUUUCCUUAGCAUUAAACAACCAGAAAUAUGUUGCCUUUAUUCUUUUAUAUAUAUACACAUGACUUUAUAUAUAAAUAAAACAAAAAAUCUAUCUUUUAUUAUUAUUAUCUAUAUGUAUAUCUACAACUAAAUAUUUUGUAUAUUUGUAAUACUUUUUCUUUUAACAAUAAUUUUGCUAUGUUCUAUUUUCAAAUUAUUUAAAAAAAUAUACUUUCUCUGGAACUAACAACCCACAAACAUUAAAAAUUGAGAAAAAUAAAUAAAAUAAUAAUUACUAAAUAUUUAUAUAUACAAAAUUUGAAAAAAAAAAAAAAAAAAAAACAACUACAAUUCAGAGAUAUAAUCAACAUCAAUUGAUACCGAAAAAAAACGCCCACAUUCACAGACAAACACACACACAUAACCACACAUCCUUUUACAUAAAUAUUAUUAAUAAAAAAAUAAUUAAUUAAAUAAUAAUUAUAUAUUCAAAUAACAACAAUAUAUUCUGUAUUUAAAAGAAAAAAGAAGAAUUAUUAAAUAAUACUAAAUAAUUGAACGAGAACAA
This is a messenger RNA of Musca domestica (house fly), 9862 nucleotides long. Its product is annotated as formin-binding protein 1-like. Gene Ontology annotation, molecular function: protein binding. NCBI's taxonomy places the organism in Eukaryota, Metazoa, Arthropoda, Insecta, Diptera, Muscidae. The record is from RefSeq and is a predicted model, not a curated record. Bases 696 to 2510 code for a protein of 604 amino acids. Gene Ontology annotation, biological process: signal transduction. The transcript has 12 exons.